CGCCCAUCAAUAACAUAACAGAAGUAGGCUGCGUUUGUCGGAGAGGUCAGACUUUUCCUUGGCUAUAAAGAUUACUGUUGCUCGGACAGUAAGGUUUACUGACCGUAUUGUCUUCAGCCCGAAGAUACUCUCAGCCACCAGCCAUGGUGUCCUACGAGAGGCUGAACCCUGAGGAGGUUCAGUUUUCCAGUGCUGCUUUGUUGGAUCCCCCGCCUGACGAUUCGGGGGAUGCUGAGGCAAAGGCAGAAGACUUGGAGCGUCCACUACUGGAUCAAACACCACAGUGCACGGUCACUGUUGCUCUGUUGACCCUUGGAGGGCUUAUUGUGGUGGUCUUUGGUGUCUGGCUGCUGGGAACUGUGUUUUGGCUGCGUGGUCCACCUUCCAUGGAAACUCACAAACCUCCACCACCCGUGGCUCCUUCAGGCCAGAACAAGGGGUGGCAGGGUGGGCCUCAGCCAGAGUCCUGCUCCCUUAUCCCAGAAGCCUGGCGGUUUGACUGCUACCCAGAGCGAAGUGUCGUCGUAACCGAGGAGAUGUGCCAUCAGAGGAACUGUUGCUUCAUACAAGUAUCGAAGGCAGGUUCACCGGAGCAGAACGGAGUGCCGUGGUGCUUUUAUCCGCCAGACUUUCCAUCUUAUGAGCUGGCGGCUAUUAGCAAGACGGAAACAGGCUACAGUGGGAAACUGAUCCGUCUGCAGAAGACCUACUACCCUAAUGACAUCGAGACGCUGCAGUUGGAUGUGCUGUAUGAGUCCAACAGCAGGCUGCGUGUGAAGGUAACAGACCCAGCAAAGCAGAGGUAUGAGGUUCCCAUAGAUGUGCCUGUGGUCAAAGAAAAGGCUCCAGAUCCCUUGUAUACUGUGGAGUUCUCCAAGAAACCGUUCGGGAUGGUUGUCAAGAGAAAACAAAACAGCGCAGUGCUGCUGAACACAACAGUGGCUCCGCUCUUCUAUGCGGAUCAGUUUCUGCAGAUGUCCUCAUCAUUACCAUCGGAUUUUGUUUACGGGCUGGGUGAACAUCGCUCCAACUUCCUGCAUGAUGUGCAGUGGAACACGCUGACCAUGUGGGCUCGGGAUGCAGCACCUGUGGAGCUCACAAACCUUUAUGGCGUUCAUCCAUUUUACCUCCUUAUGGAGCCUAAUGGGCUGGCACAUGGAUCGUUCUUACUCAACAGCAAUGCUAUGGAUGUUGUUCUUCAGCCAGCCCCUGCGCUCACAUGGCGCACGAUUGGAGGAAUACUGGACUUGUAUAUCUUUCUUGGUCCUGAUCCUGGCUCUGUGAUUGGAGAGUAUCUGGAGGUUGUAGGAAAGCCUGCUAUGCCUCCAUACUGGGCUUUGGGUUAUCAUCUUUGUCGGUGGGGCUAUGACUCCAGUAAUAACACCUGGGAUGUCGUGAGAGCAAUGAGGAACUAUGGGAUCCCUCAGGACGUACAGUGGAAUGACAUUGACUACAUGGACCGUGCUCUGGACUUCACCAUUGACCCUGUGAAAUUUUCAACCCUGCCUGACCUCGUGAAAGACCUUCACAUACACAACCAGCGCUAUGUCAUGAUUCUGGAUCCUGGCAUUAGCAGUACUCAGCCAGCAGGUUCCUACUUGCCUUUUGAGGAGGGAAUAAAGCAGGGCAUCUUCAUCAACAAGUCCAGUGGAGACACCCUCAUUGGCAAGGUUUGGCCUGGACUUACAGCUUUCCCAGACUUUUCCAACCCAGACACACAUGAGUGGUGGUACCAGAACUUGAAGAAAUUUCAUGAUAAAGUCCCUUUUGAUGGACUGUGGAUUGACAUGAAUGAACCAUCUAAUUUCUUUGAUGGGUCUAUCGAUGGCUGUCCCAGCAAUGACUUGGAGAACCCUCCUUAUACACCAGGCGUUCUAGGCGGCAGUCUACGGGCUAAGACUGUAUGCGCAUCUGCACGCCAGAAAAUCACCUCUCACUACAAUCUGCACAACUUGUUUGGACUCAUGGAGGCCAAGGCUUCAGCAAGUGCUUUGAAGAAGAUCCUGGGGAAGCGUCCGUUUGUGAUCUCCCGGUCCACAUUUCCGAGUCAGGGAGUUCAUUCGGGCCACUGGUUAGGGGAUAACAGGAGCAAAUGGAAAGACUUAUACAUGUCCAUUCCAGGCAUGCUGACUUUUAACCUUCUGGGCAUUCCACUGGUGGGAGCAGACAUCUGUGGCUUUUCAGACACCACCACUGAAGAACUGUGUGUGCGCUGGACUCAGCUUGGGGCUUUCUACCCCUUCACCAGGAACCAUAACACUAAAGAAAGUAAGGCACAGGAUCCUACUGUUUUCAGUCCAGCUGCUCAAACUGCAAUGAAAGAAGCUCUCCUGCUCCGUUAUUCCCUCUUUCCUUUCCUUUAUACGCUCUUUCAUCAUGCACACCUCAGUGGACAAACUGUUGCCAGACCCCUGUUUUUCGAGUUCCCUACAGAUCAGAAGACCUAUGUCAUAGACAAACAAUUCCUGUGGGGGAAGAGUUUGUUGGUGACGCCAGUUUUGGACCCAGGUGUGGAUUACGUUGUGGGCUAUUUGCCUCAGGGCCUCUGGUAUGACUUCUACACGGGAGACUCAAUAGUCAGCAAGGGCGAAGAGGUCAAGCUUCGUGCUCCUCUGGACAAAAUCAAUGUGCAUCUUCGAGAAGGAUCCAUCAUACCUACACAGAGACCCAACACGACUCUGUGGGUGAGCAGUGGUCAACCUUUGCGCCUGAUUGUGUGUCUGACUGAGGAGGGCCUGGCAGAGGGCGAUCUUUUCUGGGACGACGGGGAGGCGCUGGACACCUAUGAGACUGACCAGUAUGCCUACAUCACUUUUAGACUUAAAGAGAGCACAAUGACCUCCGAGGUGGUGCACAGUCACUUGGAGGCAAGUUACAUCACAGUCGAGACCGUUUCUUUUUACGGAGUGAAGAGCACGCCGACCUCAGUUACCGUGAACUCCCAAGAAGCUGCGUUCAACUACGCAGCCAAUCAGGUGUUGACAGUAAGCGACCUUGGUUUAAACCUUAAUCAGAACUUUGUGAUCAGCUGGACGUAGUCCCGAAUUAAUUAGCGUCGACAAGAAAAUGCAAGUUGCCGUGGGACAAUUCACUUUUGAGGAUGAAGGGUAACCCGUGAAUACAAAAUCUACCUACUGAUUGUAAUAUAUUCUCAAUCACCGCUGGGAUGCCAGUCCAGUGUACUUGAUACUACGGACCGACCACUGGUUAAGUGUCAGAAAGGAGAAUGAGAUUCAAUGGGACAACUGACAUUUUAAGACAAUUUCCUAACAUUACAUUAGUAAGUCUGAGCUUCUUUUGUUCAAAAUAACUGAAACUGUAUGUUCGUUUCAAUUGGAAAUACAGAUGAGUAGUUUAAUUGGAAAUGCAGAU
Pygocentrus nattereri (red-bellied piranha) is the source of this 3372-nucleotide messenger RNA. It is a transcript of the gene gaa2, whose product is annotated as lysosomal alpha-glucosidase. Gene Ontology annotation, biological process: carbohydrate metabolic process. Gene Ontology annotation, molecular function: alpha-1,4-glucosidase activity; carbohydrate binding. Lineage: Eukaryota; Metazoa; Chordata; Actinopteri; Characiformes; Serrasalmidae. The record is from RefSeq and is a predicted model, not a curated record. The transcript is spliced from 20 exons. The coding region runs from base 144 to 3038 and encodes 964 amino acids.